Molecule: messenger RNA, 411 nt
Organism: Homarus americanus (American lobster)
Lineage: Eukaryota; Metazoa; Arthropoda; Malacostraca; Decapoda; Nephropidae
Exons: 4
Coding region: 10-396 (128 amino acids)
Source: RefSeq, a predicted model, not a curated record
AAAUAAUAAAUGCAUUGCACAAAUGAGAACUAUAUACAUCUUUCAUACUGUUUCAGAACCAACACAGAUUCGCAGAUACCUGAGGUCAAGAAAUGUACUAAGUGUUCAUAUUUUGUUACUGUCUUGAGCACACUUCCCCCAACCCCUUCCUCCUCCUCCUACUCUAUACAGCCAAUAUUUCUCAGCACUCUUUACUACAUGCGAGGGAGGAUGAGUCGCAUGAUCACAAGAACAGAAUGUCCUUCAAACUGGAUUGUCUGCUUGAUAAGGUUACACAAAAGAACGAGCGACAGAGUGAACGAGCAACCAGCUACCUCAACAUAUCCUUUACUGGCUUCCAUGAUGAUAAAUGUGAGUAAGAGUCAUUGUUCAUAUUUCCAUCUAGUAUUACUAUAAAUUGUUUAAUAUUAU